This is a messenger RNA of Arxiozyma heterogenica, 2643 nucleotides long. RefSeq names its product dynamin-related GTPase DNM1 (gene DNM1). NCBI's taxonomy places the organism in Eukaryota, Fungi, Ascomycota, Saccharomycetes, Saccharomycetales, Saccharomycetaceae. The coding region runs from base 1 to 2643 and encodes 880 amino acids. The transcript has a single exon. Gene Ontology annotation, molecular function: GTP binding; GTPase activity; microtubule binding. Gene Ontology annotation, biological process: mitochondrial fission; peroxisome fission. The record is from RefSeq and is a predicted model, not a curated record. Gene Ontology annotation, cellular component: mitochondrion; cytoplasm; peroxisome.
AUGGCAAGUCUAGAAGAUUUAAUUCCGACUGUAAAUAAAUUACAAGACGUUAUCUAUUCCUCAGGAGUAGACUCCUUAGAUUUACCCAUUUUGGCUGUGGUUAGUUCACAGUCUUCUGGUAAAUCUUCUAUCUUAGAGACUUUGGUCGGUAAAGAUUUCUUACCAAGGGGUACAGGUAUCGUUACUAGAAGACCUUUGGUAUUACAAUUAAAUAAUAUUCCAUCUAAAAUUCCAUCUUUCUCUUCCUCAUCUUCUUCUCUUUAUAAUGAGUCAACCAUUAAAAAUAUUAACUCUAACAGUAGCGGUAGUCAUAGUAAUAAUAAUAAUAACAAUAAUAACGAUAAUAACGAUAAUAAUAACUUUUCAUCAUUCUCCUCCUCUUUUUCUACUGGUGAUGAUGAUGUUAAGAAUGGUAAAGUUGAAGGUACUAUCGAAGAAUGGGGAGAGUUUUUACACAAACCUGGUCAGAAAUUUUGUGAUUUCGAUGAAAUUAGGAAAGAGAUCGAAUUUGAAACAACAAGAAUAGCAGGCAAAAAUAAAGGAAUCAGUAAGAUCCCUAUAAAUUUAAAGAUUUUUUCCCCACAUGUUCUCAAUCUGACUUUGGUGGAUUUACCAGGUAUAACUAAAGUCCCCAUAGGUGACCAGCCACAUGAUAUCGAAAGACAAAUUAAUAAUCUUAUUCGAGACUAUGUCGCUGCCCCUAACUGUUUGAUUUUGGCAGUCACCCCAGCUAAUGUGGAUCUCGUCAACUCUGAAUCCUUGAAGUUGGCUAAAGAAGUCGAUCCAAGAGGCCAAAGAACUAUCGGUGUUAUUACUAAACUAGAUCUAAUGGAUUCGGGGACCCAUGCCUUAGAUAUUCUUUUGGGGAAAGUUUACCCUUUGAAAUUAGGGUUUGUUGGUGUGGUUAAUCGUUCACAACAGGAUAUCCAACUGAAUGUCACUGUUAAAGAGUCUCUAGAUAAUGAAGACCAUUAUUUUAAAAGACAUCCAAUAUAUAGAUCUAUUGCAGAUAAGUGUGGGACCCGUUAUUUGGCGAAAUUGUUGAAUAAAACUUUGAUGAACCACAUUAAAGAAAAAUUGCCAGAGAUCAAGACCAAACUGAACAAUUUAAUUACACAGACCGAGAAGGAUUUGAUAUCAUAUGGUGGUUCCCUAUCAACUGAUACUGAAUCUAUUAACUCAAGGGCUAACAAGGCGGGGAUCAUCUUACAAUUAAUAAACGUUUUUGCUAAAAAUUUCAUUUCCUCAAUUGAUGGUAAUGUUAUCGAUAUCAAUACAAAGGAGCUUUGUGGUGGUGCAAGGAUAUAUUAUAUCUAUAAUAAUAUAUUUGGUAAAUCUUUACAGACUUUGAAUCCAACUUCCAAUUUGACAACUUUGGAUAUAAAGACUGCCAUAAGAAACUCUACAGGCCCUCGUGCUACUUUGUUUGUGCCAGAAUUGGCGUUUGAUCUUCUAGUUAAACCACAGAUUAAAUUAUUAUUGGAUCCAUCACGUCGUUGUGUUGAAUUGGUAUUCGAAGAAUUGAUGAAAAUUUGUCAUAAUUCAAGCAAUUCAGAAUUGGCUAGAUACCCUAAUUUGCAAAACAGUUUAACUGAUGUAGUUAGUGAUUUAUUGAGAGAAAGAUUAGUCCCCACUUUUAAUUAUGUGGAUUCCUUGAUUGAGAUCCAUAGAGCAUAUAUAAAUACUAAUCAUCCAAGGUUUUUAAGUACUACAGAAGUAAUGACCGAUAUUUUAAAACAGAGAGAAUUGCAACAAAGAAAAAGUUUUCAAAAAAAUUCGAAUUUGAACCAAAUAAGUAAUAAUAAUAACAAUACCGACAAUCCCAUCAAUAAUACUACUACUACUAAUAAUAAUAAUAAUAAUAACUUAUUACAAAAUAGAAAUCAAACUUUAGAUGAUACUAAUUUAAUUAAUGGAGUAUCUUCAUCUUUAUUGAAUCAUUCACAAUCUGAUGUAAAGCCUGUUAAUAGUCAAAUUAAUAAAGGCAUUAUCAAUAAGGAUACUUUUGAUUAUACCAAUAUGAAAAAUAUUAUUAACACAGAAAAAAGUGAUUUGUCUUCAAAUUAUAGUUCUACUCUCACGAAUAAUAAUUCAGAUAAGGAAACAUUUUUAAAUUAUUUUUUUGGUAAAGAUAAAGAGAGUGUGUCUAACAAUAACAAAGGCAAUAGUUUUACAUCUAAUAUUAAAUCCAAGAAUGAUAUUGAAUUUUCAAAACAAACUAAGGUGGAAGAUGGUUCGAUCUUUAAUAAUUUAACUCUUGACGAUAUUAAUAUUAAUAAUGUUAAUAGUAGCGGAAAUGCACCUAAUGAAUAUAUUAUAAAUGAAAAUUCUUUUGAUGAUCCGUCUAGUCAACUAACUGAAAGAGAAGAAUUAGAAUGUGAAUUAAUUAGAAGAUUAAUUAUAUCAUAUUUUGAUAUUGUUAGAGAAAUGAUUCAAGAUCAAGUUCCAAAGGCUAUCAUGUGUUUACUUGUAAACUAUUGUAAAGAAUCUAUUCAUAAUAGGUUAGUUACUGAACUUUAUAAAGAUUCUAUUAUGGAUGAUUUGUUGAAAGAAGAUGAAACUUUAACUCAGGAGAGAGCCAAUUGUGAACAUCUUUUACAAACUUAUAAAAAAGCUGCUAGUCUUGUAAAUAAUAUAUUAUAA